Messenger RNA from Camelina sativa (false flax), 591 nucleotides. Lineage: Eukaryota; Viridiplantae; Streptophyta; Magnoliopsida; Brassicales; Brassicaceae. The record is from RefSeq and is a predicted model, not a curated record.
AUGUCAGGUUGGUUUGCUAGGACAUUAUUCCAAGGUGGAAAAGAGAUUCUCCUCAAGUCAGUGGCAAUGACUAUGCCGGUCUAUGCAAUGUCAUGCUUUAAGCUCCCCAAGAAAACGUGUGAGAACCUAACAUCAGCAAUGUCCGCAUUUUGGUGGAAUUCUACAGAAGAUAAAAGAAAGAUGCACUGGAUUGGGUGGAAAAAGCUCUGUAUCCCUAAACAUUUAGGAGGGCUAGGCUUCAAGGAUAUCCAAAUCUUCAAUCAGGCUCUUCUUGCUAAACAGGCUUGGAGGAUCUUGCAAGAUGAAGACUGCUUGUUUGCCAAGUUUAUCAAAAGUAGAUACUUCCCAGACACUGAUUUCCUCAAUGCUGUUUUGGGGGAUAGACCUUCUUUUGCGUGGAGAAGUAUUCUACAUGGGAGGAAUCUUUUGAAAAGAGGGCUUCGACAAAUGGUUGGGAAUGGAGCAAAAAUUUCGGUCUGGACCACUAGGUGGCUGUUAGAUGGUGUGAUGAGAGCUCCACUUAUGAAAAAUGUCAUUUUUGAUCUCGACCUGCUGGUUAAAGACCUGUUGGACCCAACUACUCAGACUUAG